Messenger RNA from Glycine soja, 1804 nucleotides. RefSeq names its product putative ETHYLENE INSENSITIVE 3-like 4 protein. Gene Ontology annotation, cellular component: nucleus. Gene Ontology annotation, molecular function: DNA-binding transcription factor activity; DNA binding. NCBI's taxonomy places the organism in Eukaryota, Viridiplantae, Streptophyta, Magnoliopsida, Fabales, Fabaceae. The record is from RefSeq and is a predicted model, not a curated record. The transcript has a single exon. The coding region runs from base 124 to 1512 and encodes 462 amino acids.
GGACACAUUUUAUCAACAUUCAUGCAUAUCAAAAAAGUAUUUUCAUUUCAAGCACGACUAAAAACACCUUUUUCCUCUCACACCGACAGUUUCAAGAAGCAAGGAGGAGAAUUCACAUAAAUCAUGGUGGAGAUUCACGAAGAAAUCGACCCCUUUGAUCAAGAAGAACAUGAAGAGGAAGAAACCGACUAUGAUCAGCUAAAGAAGCGGAUGCAGAAGGAUCGGAUCCUGCUGCAGCAGAUGAAGGAGAAACGCCCCAAAGAAGAGGCAGGCCAACAAGAAAAACAAGAAGCAUCUAGGCGGAAGAAGAUGUCAAGAGCACAAGACUCUAUCCUCAAGUACAUGGUGAAGAUUAUGGAGGUUUGCAAUGCUCAAGGUUUUGUGUAUGGUAUUGUCCCUGAGAAGGGAAAGCCAGUGACUGGUUCUUCUGACAGCUUGCGUGAGUGGUGGAAAGAAAAGGUCAAAUUUGAUCAAAAUGCACCAGGCGCCAUUGCGAAAUACAUGCCACUCCUUGAAACAGAUGAGUUGGAUCCAAGUUCCUACAUACAUCUCCUUAAUGACUUGCAAGACACUACUCUGAGUUCACUACUUUCUGCUCUGAUGCAACAUUGCAUACCUCCCCAAAGAAGAUUCCCUCUUGAGAGAGGCUUGGCUCCACCUUGGUGGCCCAGAGGGGCAGAGAAUUGGUGGGGUGAACAAGGCUUUCUGGCCCAUGAACAUGGCCCACCUCCUUAUAAGAAGCCCCAUGACCUCAAAAAGGCUUGGAAAGUGUCUCUCUUGGCUGCAAUCAUCAAACACAUGUCUCCUAAUUUGGACAAACUUAGAAGGUUGGUGACUCAGUCCAAGACUUUGCAAGAUAAAAUGACAGCCAGGGACACAGCAACUUGGUCCAAGGUCAUGAACCAAGAAGAAACACUGCUGCAAUUGGCCAAUAAAUGCCUCAGAAUAUCUCCAUCAUCAGAGGAAGAUGAAAACGAGUGCGAAAGCUCCACUGCUAGUACUAUCAUCCAUGAAGGUGGCAACAUUAUUGAGAAAAGGAAGAGUGACGUGUUUGACUUAGAUGCUGUUGUUGAUAAGCUAUAUGCUUGUCAAUACUAUCAGUGUCCACAAAGUUUAAUGGGUAUGGGAUUUCUUAACAAAAACUCAAGGAUGAACCAUGAGUCCCUCUGUGCUUACCGCACUAAUGAAAGCCAAUCUGAUCUCCUUCAGGAUUCUCAGUCCAAUGACACACAAAUUGCAAGUGUGGAUGAUUGGAUGAUGAACUUGGAGGUAGCAAGAGCUAACCAGAAUGAGAAUAACCACCCUGUUGGCCAUCCGAUUAACGAUCAGUUUAGAGAUAUUGCAGGAAAGACAUCAGAAGAAGAUUAUGGAUGCUUAUGGCCAAAGUCCCUUGAAGAUCUUGAUUUGCAAGCUGCACUGAAUCAGAUGGACAUGGACUUGAAUCCAAAUCCAGAGCAAGAUACACCACAGGGCCAAGAAGUAACCUCAAUUUGGGACUUACCCUACAAAUAAUAAGUUCCUCGGCCCAAGCUUGGAUCGAUUCUGCACUGCUACUGCUAUGUCUAUACUAAUUAAAAAACUUCGUACCCCAUUGCCUAGAGGCUCUUCGCUAUGCGAAGGUAUGGGGGAGGGAUGUUGUACGCAGCCUUACCCUUACAUAUGCAAAGAGGCUGUUUAUGUCUAUACUAAUUAAUUAUUUAAAUAUUAAUUAAUAAGGCAAUGUCUCCUGAUGUAAUACAAGAUAGCCUUUAGCUUCGUACAAGUUCUAUAAGCAUUUCUUCUUCAGUUCAUGUUUGGCUCUCAA